Phaedon cochleariae (mustard beetle) is the source of this 594-nucleotide messenger RNA. Lineage: Eukaryota; Metazoa; Arthropoda; Insecta; Coleoptera; Chrysomelidae. The record is from the annotation of a GenBank genome assembly.
GUUUCAGUUCCACCACUGGUGCAAGUCCAAAAAUCACUCGUUGGGGUGGUUCCUCAAUCUACCGUGAAACUCAAAUGUGACGUUGAAGCUUCUCCGAAUUCCAAUAACUUCUGGAUCAAAGGGGAAGAAAUGCUCUUCAAGAGCCCAAAAUACACAAUAAUGGAGAAGAGGUCUGGAUACAAAGUGGUGAUGCUGCUCACUGUUCACAAUGCGACCAGAGCCGAUAUUGGUACUUUCACCUGCAUGGCCCAAAACACGAUGGGACGAUCAGAGGACUCAGUCCGGUUAUAUGAAAUCAAAGUUACAACCACGACUACCACGACUACCACAACGACCACCACCACUGUAUCCACCACAACUGCAGAUACCAAUUUGAUUCUAGAAAUAACCAGCAGUGUGAGAAGUACGUCCCAUCCAUUUGAUAGUAUGAGUGGAACAGUUAUCAGAGCCAUCGACGAAGAUCUCCCGGAGAACUGGCUCUUUCCUAGCGCUGCCCCAGCCCCUCUGGAACUCGAGACGCAUUCCGGAGCUAGAGCGUCACUAAUUUCUUCACAUUUCAUUCUGUCGCUGAUGCUGGUCUGUCUACUGAGGUGA